AUGGAGUGUGAUGUGCGCCGAAUUAGUCAACAAGAUAUGAAAAUAUACAUUCGAUUCAAUUUCACUGAACCAAUGAAUACCAUUUGGAUCCAUGGGAUCUUUUACUACAAGUACAUUUCGUAUCAGAAGUUUCCGAUUGAUUUGUGGGAAGAUUAUUGUGCAUGGGUACGAGGCGAAAAGCCUACUUAUUUUCUCAAAUGGACCGCUGAAAAUGUACGAAACUAUUCAAAUAUGAACCAUCCAUGCCCGUAUUCUGGUACCGCUUGGAUUGAUGUAAAACGAAUGCCCUUAAAUCGUCUCAUCGUAUUGGAUCAAUUGAUGCCAUCGGGUCGAUAUCGAGUUGACCUUAAUCUCACUAGAGGAUACAAAGAUCAAGCAUUGAUUAUGACUAGAUUCUACUUCGGCAUUUCAGAUACUCGUGUUGAACAAUUUUAA
This is a messenger RNA of Sitodiplosis mosellana (orange wheat blossom midge), 435 nucleotides long. RefSeq lists its product as uncharacterized. Bases 1 to 435 code for a protein of 144 amino acids. The transcript is spliced from 2 exons. The record is from RefSeq and is a predicted model, not a curated record. NCBI's taxonomy places the organism in Eukaryota, Metazoa, Arthropoda, Insecta, Diptera, Cecidomyiidae.